GUAGCGGUGCUGUAAACAAGGCUGAAACGAGCCCAAAAUACAUUUAAAAUUGUAUUUUUAAAUUGGAAUCUCUCUUAGACUGCAGCACAGCUACCAGAUGUGUUUAUAAACAGAACAGAAUUUACAAGAAGCUGCUGCUGCAGGUCAGGAUGCUGAUAGGGAAGAAAAGGAUGCUCAGUUAUGAAGAUUGCGCUACGGAAAGCAAAUGACAGCUCAUUAAGCCUCCCAUUGACUGGACACACAGUAUUGUUUCAUAGAUGAGCUAUUUCUGAAUCUGAAGAAAGAAGCAGCGUUUCAGAAAUGGUUACUCAUUAUAUAUGGCUCUCUCUCCCAUACUUAGCUACUGCCUUUGAGAGAUCAGCAAAGCUUCCCAUCAACAGAAGUUUUGAAGGAUCUUUUGAAAUACCCAACAGCUCCAGUUUUUUUUCCUGGAAUAACUACACACUUGCUGACUGGCAGAGCUUUGUGGGCAGGAGAAGAUAUGGGGCAGAGUCUCAAAAUCUUACAGUGAAAGCCCUGCUCAUUGUGGCAUACUCCUUCAUCAUAGUGUUCUCGCUCUUUGGGAAUGUCCUGGUCUGUCACGUCAUCAUCAAAACCAAAAGGAUGCACUCCGCUACCAGCCUGUUUAUUGUGAAUCUAGCUAUAGCAGACAUAAUGAUAACGCUGCUCAAUACUCCCUUUACGUUGGCUCGGUUUGUGAACAGCACAUGGAUAUUCGGGAAGGGGAUGUGUCACAUCAGUAGAUUUGCACAAUACUGCUCCCUCCAUGUCUCUGCUUUGACUCUCACAGCAAUCGCAGUGGACAGACACCAGGUUAUAAUGCAUCCUCUGAAACCUCGUGUAUCCACCGCAAAAGGCAUUGUCUACAUCUCUGUUAUCUGGAUUAUGGCAACGUGUUUCUCCCUCCCACAUGCUAUUUAUCAAAAACUAUUCACUUUUGAAUACAGUGAAGACGUCACCCGAUGCCUGUGUCUCCCAGAUUUCCCUGAACCAGCUGACCUCUUCUGGAAGUACCUAGACUUAACAACCUUCAUUUUGCUCUACGUUCUGCCCCUUUUAAUCAUCUCUGCUGCCUACCUGAGAGUGGCCAAGAAACUCUGGCUGCGCAGUGCCAUUGGGGAUGUGACCACGGAGCAGUACUUUGCCCUUCGGAGGACGAAGAAAAAGACCAUUAAGAUGCUGAUGGUGGUGGUUGUCCUCUUUGCUGUUUGCUGGUUUCCUUUAAACUGCUACGUCGUCCUCCUUUCCAGCCAAACUAUUCGUACCAACAAUGCCCUGUACUUUGCUUUUCACUGGUUUGCAAUGAGCAGCACCUGUUAUAACCCCUUCAUUUACUGCUGGCUCAAUGAACAUUUCAGACUGGAACUGAAGUCUUUGCUCAACAUGUGCAAAAAACCACCUAGCCCGAAAGAGCACAGGCUUCCAUCUACAGUUCCAUCCUACAGAGUAGCCUGGCCAGAAAACAGCAACUUCAAGAGGUCUCAGGUCUCCCAUGUCCUUCCAUCAACCUCCAAUCUCCAGUCAGGGAAGACAGACAUCACUUCAGUUGAACCUAUAGUAGCUGUGAGUUGAAUGAUGCAAUAAAAUGGGAGCACGUGGGGUAUGCGCCAGGAUUGCAGAUGGAUUGGGUGAAAGCUGACGAGUGUGAUGAAGAGAGACAGGAAUUCUUGACUACUUCACUAGAGUGCACACACCAAUGUGCAUGCUGUUUGUGCUGAGAACCCAGAACCAUAGGAGUCAAUGCAUUCCUAUCAGCAAGAGAGUUAUCUCUUUAAUGCAGACUGGUAGUAUAUCUAUACAGCCUCCAAAUAGAAGACAGACAGCAUAGCCCUUGAGAAGGGGGAAAAAACCCUUUUAAUUGUCAGACUGAUUUUGAACUGGCAGCUAGCUGAAGGACACUUCAGUGCAGCCUUAGAGGGACAGAAGAAUUAUUAUUUGGGUGUUUAGCCUGGACCUUUCAUUACUCCUGAAGGGGACUGAACUUAGGUGACUGGGCCGGAGGGCCAAGCCAUGGAAGACCUGGUGAGAAGGAGAGGGUGAAGCAGAGGUGCUGGGGAUGAGGAUCCCUUGCAGUGUUGCACUCUGACACAAGGGAGCGCUACAUGUGGUUAGUACACUACCUUACACCUUGUAAUGGCUCUUCAUUGGCCAGUGUGAUAUGGUUUGGUCUCAGUCCAUUUCCAAGUGAAUUAGUGUCUGCAUCACAAGCGCCAUCACCCAAAUUAUCAGCAGAGAUGCCCUAGGUUGGAUGGAUAUGGAAAAAUGGAGCUGUCCUAUUAUCCAGAUAGAUGCUUUCUGUAAGGCAGGGUUGAGGCACACUGAUGGAAGAAACUGUACUUUUUAAAAUACAUAAACAAACAAACAAAGGAUGACUUUGGACUUCUGGCUGACAGUUCAGCAAAUUUUGCCUGGAAUUUUUUUAAGGAAAUCUAGUUACAGUCCCAUCAAAUCAAUUAAAUGAAAGAAUAUUUAGGAAGUUCUUAUGGUCAGAGAAUUAAAAUCAGGAAAUAAUUUCUUCGUGCAUUGAAAGUACUGCACAAGCUCAUUUAGAACAGUAGUGUUUACAAACCAAUUUGUAUUUGAUUUAGAAUCUUAUUUAACAGAGUAUCUCUGCAUCAUCAUCACGUAACAGCUAAAGAAUCCUGCAGCUUCCCUCUAGAAUUUAGCAUUGCUCCCUUGCUCUGUAAUGCAAUUGUAUAGCUGUUCUCAGUUCAGAGACCGAGGGACUAUAUCUGUUCUCUUCUAAAAUGCUGUAUAUUACCUCUUUGGAAUCGUGGACACACAAACUAUCUGCUUUAAAAUAGCAGGACAGAUGGUGUAUGAUACCAAGCAAGGAAACUCCAGAGCCUCCAGAAGCCGUAUUGUGGACGGUGAUGUUUAUCUAUGUGUUCAUGAUGCGGAAAUCAGCUGGCUAUCCAGAGGUGCCCCGCUCUACAUGAAACACUCAGCAGCUAACAGUAAAAGGAGAGAGAAUGAAAAUAACAUGAAUGGAAAGAGAAACCAGUUGUAACUGAUGUCCUGUACUGGUUUCUAGCACCUGUGACUUGUGCGAGUUUUUCAUGGCUGUAUACUUACAGAAAAUAAAAUGUAUGCAACAUUUGUCA
This is a messenger RNA of Mauremys reevesii (Reeves's turtle), 3104 nucleotides long. It is a transcript of the gene GPR83, whose product is annotated as G protein-coupled receptor 83. Gene Ontology annotation, cellular component: membrane. The coding region runs from base 301 to 1572 and encodes 423 amino acids. Lineage: Eukaryota; Metazoa; Chordata; Testudines; Geoemydidae. The transcript has 5 exons. The record is from RefSeq and is a predicted model, not a curated record. Gene Ontology annotation, molecular function: neuropeptide Y receptor activity. Gene Ontology annotation, biological process: neuropeptide signaling pathway.